Odontomachus brunneus is the source of this 1879-nucleotide messenger RNA. RefSeq names its product putative nuclease HARBI1. Bases 529 to 1662 code for a protein of 377 amino acids. Lineage: Eukaryota; Metazoa; Arthropoda; Insecta; Hymenoptera; Formicidae. The record is from RefSeq and is a predicted model, not a curated record. The transcript has 5 exons.
UAUAUAUAUAUAUAUACACACACACACACACACACACACACACGUGUGUGUGUGUGUGUAUAUUGUUGCAUCUGGGGGCCUAUUCUGAAACUUCUUAACGCAUGCGUUACAAAGGUUUUAACGCAUGCUUUACUAUUUCAUAUUCUGUAAAUCUUAACGCAUGGUGUGUUAAUGAUGUGUUAAGAAAGUGUUAAACUUGCGUUAUACUCAAUCUCACUAGAAUAUUGUAUUCUGUAACUCACUUUAACGCAAUUCGUAACGUAUUUCCUUGCGUUAUGUAAAGUAAUCCUAACGCUGGCUGCUAGACAGCGUUAAAUAUCAUAACGCGAUCAUUACAAGCUAAAGUUAGUGCUCUAGUUUACACCGAGAGGACUAAACGCGGACUGAACUAUACUGUAACCAAUUGCAGUUGAUUAUUCUUGUAAAAAUCAACUGUGAUUGGUCACAGUAUAUUUCAGUCCGCGUUUAAUCCUCUCGGUGUAAAUUAGAGCAAUAUUAAAAAAUCGUCUUCAAUCGAUUUAUAAUAAAAUGGCUGGUGCAAUAGUUAUAAAUUUGUUAAAUAAUAUGGAAGAAGAAGCAAAGGAGGAAAAUAGUAGAUUAAUGAAAGAGUUAAGAGAUAAUAUUAAUCCAUUCGACUUAACCAAUGAACAGUUUAUAAAAGUGUUUUGCCUAUCAAAGGAAGCAGUUAUUUAUAUAUGUGAUUCACUUCAGUGUAUUUUACAACGUAAAGGAAGAAAAGGAUUAAGUAUAGAAACACAGGUACUAGCUGCACUGCGUUUCUUUGCUAUAGGCUCCUAUCAAAAAGGUAAUGAUUACCUGAUAUCUGUAUCACAACCAGGUACUAGCAGAGCAAUAAAAGCAGUAGCGAUGGGUAUUACACAAUUGCUUGCCAAUGAGUGGAUCAAAUUCCCAAAUACAAAUGAAAAACGAGCAGCUUUAAAAGAAAGAUUUCAAAAGGAAAGAAAUUUUAAAGGAGUAAUAGGCUGCAUAGAUUGCACUCAUGUUGCUAUUGUAAGACCAACACAUCACGAGGAAUCAUAUUUAAACCAUAAAGGUUUUCAUUCCAUUAAUGUUCAGGCAAUAGCAUCACACGAUUUGGAAAUCUUAAACAUCAAUGCCAGAUUUCCUGGAAGUGUCCACGAUAACUUUAUAUGGAGAUAUUCUGCCGUAAGUGAUUUUAUGCAACAAUUUUAUGAUUCCGGAGAUCGAUCAACAUGGCUUUUGGGCGAUGCAGGUUACGGUUUGGAACCUUGGCUGAUGACACCUAUCACAGAUGCAGCAGCAGAAAGCGCAGAAGCAAGAUAUACGCAGUGUCACACAUCUACAAGAAAUUGUAUCGAAAGAUCUUUUGGACUUUUAAAAAAUGUGUGGAGAUGUCUUCUUAGUCAUCGUGUGCUACAUUACGCACCCAUCAUGGCGUCAAAUAUAAUUAUAGCUUGUGCAGUAUUACACAAUAUAAGACUCAGUUAUAAUCUUAUUGAUAAAGAAUAUGAUAUUAACGAAGAGAGUGAAGCUGCAGCCGUGCAAAGAGCUGCACUUCAACAGAAUAUUGAAGCACAUAAUCGCGUUAGAGCGUUAGAAAUUGCUGGUGCAGAUGAAGGGAAGCGGUGCACUUGGACACGGUGCAUUUGGACACAGCCAAUCACAGCACCGUGUGAUUAAAGACAUUUGUAGGAUCCCUUGGAACAGCGACUUGUGAUUGGACCGUGUCCAAUUGCCCCGUGUCCAACUGAUAUACACCCCAGAUGAAGAACAAUUAAAUAUCGGAAACAGAUUAGUAGAAGCGAGAAGAGUACAAAGGACAAUUCUUCGAACUCAGUUUGGUUUACGAAAUUAAACAUGAUAAAAUGAUAAGUAAUGAAAGAUAAUUGUCAUUUUU